This is a messenger RNA of Cetraspora pellucida, 362 nucleotides long. The record is from the annotation of a GenBank genome assembly. NCBI's taxonomy places the organism in Eukaryota, Fungi, Glomeromycota, Glomeromycetes, Diversisporales, Gigasporaceae.
AAAUUGGUUUUAAAUGCGACAAUUGAAAAUGGAUGGUCAUUUAAUUGGGUUGAAAAAGAAUCAUCAAUUGCAAUGCUUAAAUUUAAAAAUCCAAAUCUUGUAAUACCAAGCCGUCAUACCCUUGGAGGACGUAUAUUAAAAGAUGCUACACAAGAACUUCAUUCUGAAUUAAUAACAAAGGCAACUCAUGAUAUUGUUGGAGUGUCAUUAGCAUUCGAUGGUAUUCAAGAUAUUAGUGCUGAACUAGAUCGAACAACCAAUGUAAUUUCUAAAAUUGAAGUAUUUCUUGAGGAUUUAAAAACUCAACAAAUUAAAGUUGGCACUAUAAUUUCUGAUUCAGCAUCCACAUAUGCAGCAGCACA